CCGGGCCCUGCCGGCAGAGGCGGCGCGGCCGCGGGCGGGGAUGAGCCGGGCCGCUCUCCGCGCCCACACUCGCUCCGGCCGGCGGGGCGGCGCGGCCGCGGCCAUGCGGGUGAAGAAGGGCGGCGGGGCGGCGGCGGCCGCGGGCCCCGAGGACGAGCUGCUGCGGAAGCCGCUCAUCGGCCCCGAGGACGUGCUGGGGCUGCAGAAAGUCACGGGCGAUUAUUUGUGCACUCCUGAGGAAAAUGUGUACAAGAUAGAUUUCACCAGGUUUAAAAUCCGAGACAUGGAGUCUGGCACGGUACUGUUUGAAAUCACCAAACCACCUGCCUCAGAACGUGAACAUGGUGAUAAAAAGGAUGUUGACCCUAAUGCCGGACGCUUUGUUCGCUAUCAGUUCACCCCAGCUUUCCUUAGACUUCGGCAGGUUGGAGCCACGGUAGAGUUCACAGUAGGGGACAAGCCUAUUAAUAACUUCCGCAUGAUUGAGAGGCACUACUUCCGGGAUCAGCUGCUCAAGAGCUUUGAUUUUGAAUUUGGGUUCUGCAUCCCCAGCAGUAAAAACACUUGUGAACACAUCUAUGAAUUCCCACAGCUCUCGGAGGAUCUCAUUCGAGAGAUGAUCCUUCACCCCUAUGAGACACAGUCGGACAGUUUCUACUUUGUAGACAACAAGCUGGUGAUGCACAACAAGGCAGAUUAUUCGUACAGUGGAGGACCAUGAGUACUGAGUGGACAGCAGAGCCGUGCUGGCCUUUCCUUUCCUGUAGAAAUUGUCAGGGAUUCUACCACCUUCCUGCAGUUGACUUCCAGGGUCAGCUGAGCACAGGUCCAUGAACCAAGGACUCUUUGCUUGUAGGAGUUUCAUGACUAAACUUGUUGAAGUCUUUCAUCUUCCCUGAGCUUUGAAGCAGAACCCAGUCCUUCAAGAACUCUAAACACAGUUCCACUCCAAUGAGUGAUCUUUGGUCACCAGAGUCUAGGGCUCUUUAAAUAGUUCUGUGUAAAAAUGUCCUGAUAUAUCAUCCAGUUAGUAUAAAUCCAGGAAUUCUGGGCCCAAAUUCUCCAGAUCCAUGUUUUCAUUAUUAUGCCUCUCUUUGCACAAUUGCUCUCUCUUGGAAUGUGGGGUGGAAGAGCCUGUGAACAAGCAGAAGUCUAAUGCAAAUACAGAGAUGCAUAUCUUUAUCUGAUUCUGUUUAUGAAUGUUUCAAAGGGCACAGUUUUAAUCCUAACUCAUUUGUACAUCCACAUAAAAAUGUCUUGUCUUUAAUCCUGAGAAGCAAAAUGUAAGUGUGAUUUUAGAGAGAGAGCACCUCUCUAAAUCUAUAACUCAGCACAUGUUUUACCUCCACAUAACAUUUCCUGUAAGGUAUCCUGGAAACAAUGAAACUCACACUGAAGGACAGUAAUUCAAUGACGGGUCUGUCUUAAACUGCCCUUUUUUUCUGCCUCUGUUAGAAACCUAUUAUUGAGGGUCUGCAAGUCCCCACAAGCGUUGUCCUCUUUCAUUUCAGCUUCUGUGUUCUUUGCUGAAUCUUCCAGUCAAGAAGUAGAUAUGUUUUUAGUUUAGCUUGGCAUUAUCAGGCAGUUAAUUUUCAGCCUGUACCUGGUGUAAGCUUUUCUUCCCUGAAUCAGAUUUCUUCUUUAGCUACCUGUAGAGACAAGAUGCUUCAGUAGGGUUGUCAGAGGAAAGUAGCUCCGUUUCUCAAAGGUGAUUCGAGCGAAUGGACUUUCUGGUUUUUCUUUUAUGUCUGAAUUUGAAGCAUUUUAUGGUCAAGUGUGUUUGGUUUUUGUCCAAAAUUUUUUGGGCCAGCUAUUAAUGUCUCAGAGAUCAUAAAUUUGACACUGUGCAUCUACGGUCAGUGUACAAGACAGGUUAGCCAAAAUGAUGGCGCCCAUUCCAGUCCUGCGUAAGGCGUUUAGGAAUGGUUUUGCCCAAGUUUCUCAUAGUAUGCUGCUCUUUGGAGCAGGGAAGUUGAGAGGAGAGGCAAAAGCAAGCUAAUGAAUCAGAGAGAAUCUGCUGUACUGUACAUUAGAAUAGAUAAAAAUCAAUUAAAAGGUCCAAAAUGAACAGAAGCAAAGGAAGAAAGCUUUCUUCCUUUUGUUUGCAGGCGACUGAUGGUCAUGAAACCCUCACUCAAAAAAUUUGGUUCACUGGUAUCAGAAAAAUUAAGCUUGCAGUUUAUAGCUAUUUCUAUGAAUACAUUGUCUUCAUGUCUAAUUCUGUGAGUUAAGUGGAACAUUAUACAUUAGCCUCAGACAGGUGCGAUUGUAAUAAUUUUUUAAAAUACCAUUUCCAGUUGUUACUAACACCUUUCCUCCAGUCACAGCCUACUCAACCAAGAAAAUUGCAAACUAUUCCAAAUGUAACCGUCCAUCACCUGAAAAGGGAGGCCUUGUCUGAGAAAGCUGCCAUCAGUGGGAUUGUGAUAAUACUAAGGGUCACUGUUUGCUCUUAGUUGGCUUGUUUUUUACGUUUGACAGUUGAUUGUUUUCUGAGGCAACUGCAGCAGGUGGGGACACAACACAGAUCAUUCUUAGUUUAAAAAAUUAACUGUAGCCAAAGUGUGUGUACGCAGUUCACUGCUAUAACAAAACAGCAAAUACUACCCAGAUGAGACCGGUCAUCAUGACCGCUUCUUUGUAUUGUAUCUAACUGCAAAAUCAGCCCAGGGCUGACUUGUCCAUUUUAAGAUGGUUAUAAGGAAUUUUCCCAAUUAUUUUUAUAUUCGAGUCUGAUCAGCCAGGUAUCUUAGCACAGUGAAUCAUCCGAAAAUGAAAAACAGUUUACAAAAAACGUUGGACAAUUUAAAAUUGUUUUUUGUAUUUUUUUUGCAUCAGGGCUGUUAUACUGUCUUGCAAAUCAAGAGACUUUCCAAACUCAUGGAAAUAUUGAACAGCUUUUGAAAUAGUCAAUAUGUAUUAAUAUAUAAAAAAUACACUGUUAUUUGGAGACAGUAGAGUCUUUUUAGCCAUUACUCCAUAUACUUCCCCUAUACUAAUAUCUUCCAUCACUCAUUCAUUGUCCAUAUUAACCUCUUUUGUGCUUAAUUAUAACAGCUACAUACAGCAAGUGUGCCUGUCCAGGAGCAGAGAGUUAAAAUGUCAUCAUCUUUUAAUGUCUCAGUCCACUGCUGUGAAAGUGAUGUCAGUUCCAUGUCACCUUUUAGCUUAUCUUUUCAUAUAUUGGGUGUCAUCUCAAGGAUCUUCUUGGUAUGUGAUGUUGUAACAAGCCAUUUGGGAAACACUCAAAUUCAUUAGUCCCCAGCUCCUUUUCACACUCUUUUUGCGACCUCUUGUUGCUCUUUUUAAAGAUUCCCUUGAAGUGUUAGUUGAUUAUAGGAUUAAAAAUGUUAUAUCUUUUGAAAUGGGAAGUGGCUAAACAAAACAUGCUGUGGGGUUGCCUGCUUUUAUCAAAUUAUAGGAACAAGAAGCUAGAGAAAAGGUACUUCGUUCCCAGAAGUGCAAUAAGUUACAGAAUGAGCUUCUUGGUACACUGCAUUUUAUUGCAAGUGGGAGGCUAAGUGUGUAAAAGAAUGAAAUAUUCAUGACCAGAUUCUGGGACUAGUUUGGCAAACUGAUCAUGACCCAUGUUCAGGGGGGUUAUAUUUUCAGGCUAGAAAAAAAUCCAAUCAUGAUUUAUGUAGAAAUGUUUAACAGCUAGUUAGUUUGCCCAGUCCUAUAAAUAAAAAUGCUGAUAUCCUUUAAAAUAGAGGAGAAAAAUUUUCAGCCAUUAAUGGAGUAAAUUACUUGAUUAUCUUUUGGCUUUGGGUUUUCAAUGGCUGCUUUAUAAGUUAUUCUUUUCAAAAAUCAAAUGUGGAAAAAAAACUGUCAAAGUGCUAAUAUUACAAGACAGCCUGAGAUACAGUUAUGAAUUCUUUAGACCAGUAUGAAGCUUUCUCUAGAAGUGUUAUGAAGACAGAAUUUUACAGUCCACUGUAACUGUCAUUCUGUAGUUGCAAACAGUUUUUCACCUAGAGAGCUGUAUGCUGUCGUAAAUUGUUUCCAACUUGUAAAUAAUCUAAGAUUAAUUCAAAAAGAAAAAGAAAGGCCUUGGCUAAUGGACAGGUUCCAUUUCUACUCUGGCUGCUCAUGCAGAAAUAUGCUGUGUAAUAUUGAUGCAACAUCCAUCGAAUCAUACUGCACAUGAUAUCUGUGAAAUAUAUAUGAAAAAUCUAGUAGGAGCAUUUCCAAUAUAUUCAUAGUUUUAGUGCAAUUUUAUGAGGAAAUUAUUAUUUUUUUCCUUCUUCUGGGGCUUAUUUUGUAACAAACUUCUAAUCUUUCCUCUGAUCUUAAGAUGGGUCACUUUUUUUGAGAUAUGAAGGAGCAGAGUUACAUAUGAAAGAAACUGUCUAUAAGAGAUCAUUUUAAAACCAAAUGCUUAUAAGAUGCUGAGUGCCUUCAACUACCAUUGGUUUGAAUGGGAAUUAAAAGCACUUGGCACUCUUCUAGAAUCAGGCCCAUGACUUCUUUUAAAAAUUGAUACCUUAUUUUUGGCAAAAGGUAGAAUUGAAAUUAAAACAUUUUUCAUUCAUUGUUUCCAGAAGGCUCUUAGUUACUCUCCCUGUAGCUGUUACUCUGUAUUGACUAUUAAUCCAUGCUGGGUUUACCUUUUCCAGGCUCUGAAAUCCUAGCUUUCCAGAUGGGUAUUGCAUUCACUUUACACCCAGCAGGUCAAGCCAAGACAGUACACCUUAAAAUUGGGUUUCAGAGUAGCAGCCGUGUUAGUCUGUAUUCGCAAAAAGAAAAGCAGUACUUGUGGCACCUUAGAGACUAACAAAAAUGUUCUUAAAAUUGGGGUGUUCUAAUUACCCUCUUGCACCCUCUUCCCCAGCCCCACAUAUGAUUUUAAUAGCCACUGUAUCGAGAAUUCCAUGUAUGACAGUACCAUUUGAGAGUCUGGGACCCUAGUUUGCAAUGAUAUAAAGGAUUAUCUCUAACGUUAUUGAUUUGUAAGCCACUGGCUAUUAAAUGUUGGAACUGAAGCGAGAUAAAAGAGCAAGAGGGUAAUCAAGAUGACGAGCUUUUAGAGAUUAGAUGUUCCUUAUUAUUAAUAUAUUGAUCAUGUCUUUUUUCUUAUUUGUUGAAUUAACUUUGUAAAACCCUUAGUACUCUCUGGGAACACGUUAAUAUUUUCCUGCACUGUGCUUCACUUAAGUGAAGUUUGAUGCUGUAGGAGUUCCUGCUGUUGCUAAUGUUCAUAGACUUUAAGGCCAGAAGGGACCCUCAUAAUCAUCUAGUCAGACCUGCACUGACAUAACUCUUCUUGAAAUAAGGAAAUCAAUUAUGUCUCAAUUUAGUUAUUCUAAGUGGACAAAGUAUUGGACUUUCUCUUUUCUAGAUCUUUAUAAUUUAAGUUCCUUGGAAAUAUAGGGAGGUUUUCAAAUAACAAAAAUAACAUAAAUUAAAUUAAUACCUGUACUAUAUGGUCCAAUAUUUCACAGAUUGCUAGACUAGAAACAUAUUGUUGGAACGGGACAAAUGCUUUCAAGACCAAUACAUUUUUACAUGCUCUGGCCUUGGACCAAUGAUGAUCAAGAGAAAAGACUCCUGCAGAUAUAGUAUAUGUCCUUCAUGCUGUGAGAUGGUUUGUGCAUUAAUUGACUAUUCCAUUAUCAUCGUUGACUGGGGAGGAUUUUUGAGCCUGAUUAAAUGUAGGCAGUCUCUUCAUUUCAAGAUUAAAAACAAGAUGUUAUGUUAAUGUUCUUGCUCACAGUCUCUUUUGUAAUAAAAAGUCUUGUAUGAGCAGAUCAGUAAGAUGGAACUGCUUGGCUUGUCUGUCAGCCAUUGGGUCACACUGAAAAUGCUCGUACAGGGUAGCAAAAGUGCAACCUGCAGCUGCACAUAUCUUUAAUAUAGAGAUACAGGCUAAAAGUCCCAACAUGCAAGCUUCAUCUUAAUCCACACUGCCUACUCACUUGCAUCAAGGAUGGAGCACUGUGUGUCAGAACCUGGUCUCUAUGGGUCAAACCUUUCUUAAAGAAGAAAACAAGUGCAACAUGCUCCAUUUUAUGACCGUUAGAUGCAAUCCUUUGGCUCAGGGAAGUGGCCAGUGCUGCCCUUGGUUGUAAAAUUUGAAGACCCUGUACUGUUAUAAAAGACACUGUUGAAGAGUGUGCAUGUCUAGGGGUGUCUAUUGAACUAUCCUCUUAAAUUGUGAACGCUUUGUAGAAACUGUUUGUUUUUGGUUGAACAGCACCUAGCGUUUCGUUGGUGCUCCUGACAUUCAACCUCCAUGCCUCGUAUGUAUUGUAAAAAUAAUCUGUUAAUAAGUCUCUGUAAUCUCUGUGAAAAGUUGAAUUGGCAAAUAGCUCCAGUUAACCAGGUCUGACUAGGAGCUGGAUUCCAGGAACCAGUGCUACCACUUGAAAGAAACAGAAGUGGAACAACUGAGAAACUACACGGUAGAUUUUGGUUAACUGGAGCUAAGAACUGUAAGGUCCUGACAGCUUUAACUGUUUUUCUGUUAAAGGAAAACCUUAGCUCAUAGCUUCUGUUAGCAAUUGUUUUUCUGAACCCCAAAUGUAAGUACUAGUGAAGUUUACAUAAAUGUUUUAAUUUUAAAAUCAGAUUUAUACUUAAAUUCUCUGACAGCUCUUUAUCAACAUGCAAACACAAGAGUGAUAUGCUGGGCAUGAAAUGCCAGAUGCAUUAUCUUCUGAAUCAUGGCAUAGUUUAAACAGAUGGUACUGUACGUUUGUAGAUCCAUUUAUAUGAUUUAGUGAACACUUCCCUAGAAUCACUGUGCUAAUGCCUUCCUACUGUAAUGUCUGCUUUUACUUUAAUGCUACACUGAGAAUACCUAUCUGAAUGUGACUUUUUUUGCAUAAAAUCAGAUUGGAUUGUCUAUUAAAAUAUGUAUUUAUAAAAUAAAAAUAUAUUUUUGGUGGAAGGAAAGUAAAAAUCUAGGCAUAAUUCCAUUGGGAUAAUGUUAGCAACAUUUUUAUCAAGUUUAUUUUAUAAAUGUUUGUAUCUUGUUAGUUGUCUAACUUCAGUUUGCAGUAAGAACAUCCACUGUAGCUCGCUUAGUAGAAACGCAUUGCACUGCCAUGCAGAGAACCUGGGGUUGGAAGAAUUAGGAUUGUUUUUCCUUCUGGAAUUGAGGGAAACUGAGCAAGUUGCCAUGAAGAAUUUAAGCCCUGGCAGUCAAUCCACCUGACUGGCAUUGGUUUGAGCACUUAGUUUGCUUUAUUUGUUUGCAGAGACUGAAUUGUGGGCGGCGGGGGAGGAGACGGAUGAGAAUAAUUCAGAAUAAAGAAAAUUAGAAUAUGAUUUUAAGGUCUCCCUAUAGGGGGUAGGAGUGUAGAUGUUAGAAGUAAUGAACACAAGGAGUCAAAAUAGUGAGUGAAUUCGCUCACUCAAAGCUAUUUAAUAUUGCCAGUUCAGUCAUCAGUAUUUAGGUUAGGGAAUAUGCUUAAAUAUUUCUAUUAUUUUGGAAAAGGGGUUAAAAUGUGUAUCUUUCAUUAGCAAGUAUUUUGUUUCCUGUAACAAACUGCGAAAUGUUUAAAAAAAUUAAAGGUAAAUUAUUGAUCCUAAAAA
Molecule: messenger RNA, 7536 nt
Organism: Chelonia mydas (Green sea turtle)
Lineage: Eukaryota; Metazoa; Chordata; Testudines; Cheloniidae
Gene: UNC119
Product: unc-119 lipid binding chaperone
Exons: 5
Coding region: 41-721 (226 amino acids)
Biological process (GO): visual perception; positive regulation of protein tyrosine kinase activity; mitotic cytokinesis
Cellular component (GO): spindle pole; spindle midzone; intercellular bridge
Molecular function (GO): lipid binding
Source: RefSeq, a predicted model, not a curated record